GUACUCGUCCCUUCUACUAUCACAUCACAUUGCCACCGAAUACACCUCGACUUUUCUUGCAACAAUGCCUAGCGACAGAGAUAGUCUUAUUGGUAUGGGAUUUGAGGCCGCACGUGUCGAGUGGGCGCUCAAGGCGACGGGAAAUCGUGGACUGCAGCCAGCAAUUGACCACAUAUUGGAGCACGGAGAACAGCCUAUACCGGAUAUGGGUUCAGUAUCAGAGUCAGCUGGCUCCGCACCGAUGGACGUCGAUGAGGACGACGACGCAGAAGCCACCGCUAAUCUAGCUGGCCUGGAAGCUAAGAGUAUCAAAUGUUCAGAGUGUGGCAAAACUUUCCGGAAUACAGCUCUCGCCAAUUUCCAUGCUGAAAAGAGCGGCCAUAUUGCAUUCGAAGAGUCCACAGAAGAGAUCAAGCCCCUUACGGAGGAAGAAAAGAUUGCAAAGCUCGCUGAACUCCGGGAAAAGACGUCCGAAAAGCGCGCCAAGAAAGCUGUUGAGGAGGCUGUCGAACACAAGGAGAAUGAGAAAAUUCGUCGAAAAGCAGGCAAGGACAUGAAUAAAAUCAAAGAGGAACUCAAGGUUAAGGAGGCCAUAAAGGAGGCGGAACAAAGAAAAAGAGAUAAGAUCGAAGAUGCUAAAGCUAAAGCGGCAGUGAAAGCACAGAUUGAGGCCGACAAGAAAGCUCGUGCUGAGAAAGCUGCCAGGGAAAAGGCCCUUCGAGAGGGUAAACCUAUCACUGACAAUCUAUCAACUACCGCUCCUGCUACUUCCCCCGCUCCGGCGGCUGCGUCGUCAUCUGGUGUUAAAGGUAGGGAAUUCAAAGAAACUCGAUUACAAAUACGCAUGUCCUCGGGAGGGCAGCCGUACACAACGACUCUAUCGAGUGAUGCUCCUUUACGUGAGGUUGCAGAAUUCCUUGCGGCACAGUUGCUAUCUGUUGACGUUGAAACGGUAAUGUUUGCCCAACACUUCCCGAGGAAAACGUUUUCUCGUUCAGAUUUCUCCAAGUCUUUAAGGGAGCUCGGACUUACUCCCUCCGCGGUCCUUAUUGCUACUAUUCCAUGAGAUUUUCAUCAAUCUUCAAUUACCAUAUCUGCCGUCAAUCAAAGACGUAUGAUACUAACCAUCGGCGUGCCUUCGUACAAUGCAAGCAUAUGCAGACCAUGA
This is a messenger RNA of Guyanagaster necrorhizus, 1168 nucleotides long. RefSeq lists its product as uncharacterized. Gene Ontology annotation, molecular function: K48-linked polyubiquitin modification-dependent protein binding. The coding region runs from base 65 to 1066 and encodes 333 amino acids. Gene Ontology annotation, biological process: negative regulation of proteasomal ubiquitin-dependent protein catabolic process; negative regulation of protein K48-linked deubiquitination; negative regulation of protein ubiquitination. Lineage: Eukaryota; Fungi; Basidiomycota; Agaricomycetes; Agaricales; Physalacriaceae. The transcript has 9 exons. The record is from RefSeq and is a predicted model, not a curated record. Gene Ontology annotation, cellular component: nucleus; cytoplasm.